AUAUGCUACCCCGACCCAUCAGAGAUUUGGUAUUACUCACAUAGGGCAUACAGAGGCCUAUUAGAAUUACCGGGGACAAUCCUUCAUCCACUGAUUGAUUUCAUAGUGGAAGCAAGGGGGCUAGGUCAACGAGAGCUCAGUAGUUGGAGGUUUGAAGGUCUGAAGUGUUCUGAUAACGCGUUUUGGCUGAGCUUGGCCGAUUGUGAAGAGGAGCGAGAACGCGAAUUCAAACGUCUUCUGAAAGCCAAACUUAACUGGGUCCGAAUAUCGAAAUCGUGCAUAGCAAAAGCACUAGAGGAUGUUCGUGGCUAUUGCAUGUGUGAAGGACGCUUGGUCCCUGCAGUGAAUGGUGAUGAGGAUGGUCUGCGAUGGGCUGAUAAGAAAGCAAUGACACCUGAAGCGUGGAGACAACUGACACUGAGGGAGGCGGUGCCCUAGACGGAAGCGGUGCACGCUGAAAAGUUGCUCCCCUUUAGCCUUUUCCCAUACAAAAUUUCUUGACAUAUUGUUAUCGAUCAAUAAUCUUUGUGAAUAUUUUUUCUUAUAAGAAAGUACCUCAAACAAUGAUAAUCUUCUCCUAAUUUUGAACUGCUCGCUCAUGCCUGACUUGAGCACCUGUCUCAAUUCUUCAUUGAAAGUUGUUACCUUGCCUUAUAUCGCCUGCUUUAUUGACUGUCCAGAGG
Molecule: messenger RNA, 683 nt
Organism: Cylicocyclus nassatus
Lineage: Eukaryota; Metazoa; Nematoda; Chromadorea; Rhabditida; Strongylidae
Source: the annotation of a GenBank genome assembly